AUGUCUGCGACCUUUCUGCAUAACGAACAUGCUUCUUUCGCGUGCCCAGAUAAUUAUACAGAUAGGAAAACUGCAGCCUCAGCGUAAUCUCUUGCCUGCUCCUGAUAUCGCACCGUCAUGAUGGGUGAAGAGGGUAGGGUAAGUGAGGGCAGUGCGGCACGGCACUCAUAUUACGAGGCAGCCUCGUGGCCAGGUAUCCGGUGCCUGAACGACCCCCCAAGUCUGUGUCAGACUGAGCAAGCCUGCUAACGUCUCAUGGAGCCCUCUGCCCACCGUCCUAUAUCCUCGAUAAUCCUGAGACUUGAAGGGACCAAUGGAUGGACCCCUAUGCUCUCACUGUUCAUGAUAGAUAUGCAACCCUGCCUCCCCGCAUGUGGACAGUUACCUACACAGCAGAAUAGCCGCAUUUCUCCGAUAAUGCCUGUGUUCGGCGUCAGUAUCUCUUCGACGGCGAAAUCGUACAAUUUGUUUCCGAGGGCGUUCCGACAUCUAGCUUUGGUGCUACUAAACUGGCUGGCUCACCAGCGAGGGAAUGUCGAUCGUCCUGCGUCCUGCGGUGUUAGAGUGCGAACAAGUGUGAGUGUCUGGAACGCAACUCAUGGUGCCUGCCCACGUGCUGUGGUGCUAGCGUGCAGCAUCCUCCUAAUAAGUUUCAUACACUGUCAUUACAUCGUUAAGAUCUUGUGGACGUUCAAGGCGAGCACUCGGAAUAUUGAUGCGGGAGUAACGGUGGGAAGAAUAUAUCAUUGACGGGGCCAGAGGAGAGCUACGCAGGAGAUGAAAUGUACUUGGUUGGCCCUGGUCCUUGGUGAUGAGCAAUAUUGGAUGCAGUGAUGGGGUAGGAUCUGCAGUCAGAGAUGCGGGGCUACAACGGUAGCAAACUCAAGGUCAUCGGCAUUGAGCCCCGAUUAUUCUUUUGAUCCGGCAUGCUCUCG
This is a messenger RNA of Cantharellus anzutake, 935 nucleotides long. RefSeq lists its product as uncharacterized. The transcript is spliced from 3 exons. Lineage: Eukaryota; Fungi; Basidiomycota; Agaricomycetes; Cantharellales; Hydnaceae. The coding region runs from base 256 to 750 and encodes 164 amino acids. The record is from RefSeq and is a predicted model, not a curated record.